AUGCUACUGAUUCCCACCUGCAGCUUUUUCGAGAUUGUGCCCUGCGCUGCGCAUGCCCUUGUGAGCCCGGCCAGUGCCUCCAAGUCACUAAUCGACUUCCCCGCCUCCAGCACCUGGUCUCAGAAGCAGGGCUUGAUAAGUGGCGAGACGCUUGAUUUCGACUAUGCGCUGCUGUGCACGGGCAGUUCUUACCCAUCCGGGGUCAAGCCCGAUAUGACCAAGCUGCAGGACAGGGCUAUAACUGCUGCCAAGACGGUGGUGGUGGUGGGUGGCGGUUCGGUGGGCGUGGAGGUGGCUUCUGAAGUGGCUGACGCGUUCCCUGACAAGAAGGUCACGAUCGUGGCAAGCGGCGACCUGCUGGAUCGCAUGGCCCCCUCUGCACAGCAGUAUGCAGAGGAGUGGAUGAAGAAGCACAAUGUGGAGGUGCUGACAGGGGAGCGCAUCAGUGAUUGGGGCGGCCUGGACGACAACAUGCCUGCCGCCGCCACUCUGAAGACCUCCAGCGGCCGCACUCUGGCCGCAGACCUGGCUUUCAAGUGCGUGGGAGUAACUCCCGCCACCGGCACCUAUGCAGCAUCCCUGAGCAGCGAGCAGCUGGGCCCUAGAGGCGCCAUAGAGGUGUAUCCCACCCUGCAGGUCAAGGGCUGGCGCAACGUGUUUGCUGCUGGAGACUGCAACAGCAUUGCAGAGGAGAAGACCGCGGCGAUGGCUGGCCUGUCUGCACUGGCGGCAGCUGGAAACAUCAUUGCACUCGACAGCGGCAAAGAGUUGAAGCCUUACUUUGAGCGCAUCUUUGGGGGUGUCAAGCCACCAGUGUGUGGAGGCACCAGCCUGGGCAGCCAUGAGGGCGUAAUGCAAAUGGGGCCCCUCAACGUGCAGAUCGGGAAAGCGCCGGCGACAGUGAAGGGCUUCAUCACUUGGAUGUUUGGGCGCAUAGUAGGUGGCAGCAGAUUCUGGGGUUUUUUGUAUCGCCGCAUGCAAAACUUGAUGGCGUCCGGGAUGGCCAAGGAGGCACGCAGGGUGGCUGCCGCUGCAGCAACCGUGAGCGUGGCGCCGGCAUCAGGGUGA
This is a messenger RNA of Chlorella variabilis, 1068 nucleotides long. RefSeq lists its product as hypothetical. The record is from RefSeq and is a predicted model, not a curated record. The transcript is spliced from 7 exons. Lineage: Eukaryota; Viridiplantae; Chlorophyta; Trebouxiophyceae; Chlorellales; Chlorellaceae. Bases 1 to 1068 code for a protein of 355 amino acids. Gene Ontology annotation, molecular function: flavin adenine dinucleotide binding; electron-transferring-flavoprotein dehydrogenase activity. Gene Ontology annotation, cellular component: cytoplasm.